AAGUGUUACCAAAAUAAAAAGAGAAAAAUGGCACACACAAAAACAACAUUUAAACAGCCAUACCCUAUCCUGGGGAUUCAAUAUCUCAUUUUCAAAAAAAAGGAAUAAUAAUUAUGAUGAAAAUAAGACUCUGGUACCUACAUGCUGUACAGAUUUGCACGUUGGUUAAAUCCAUAUCAUACAAAAAGGCACGUUAAGCGAAAAUAUGUACAUUAAUAUUCCCACUAAAUAUCAUGAGAGCUUGUUCUCUCACCAUUUUUUUUUCAUAAAGUUCUCUGCCAUGGUUUACUUUUCUUGUUUAAAGAGAGAAAAUGCAGCGAAAGAGAUUCAACAACUUCCCUUGAAAUAGGACAAUGAUCCUUAACUUUUGAAAAGCCACCUGUGCCACCUGCUGGGUGAUUAGAAGAUGUUCAUUACAGCAGUCCACAUUUACUGGCAUGUUAGGGCUAGGCAAUAAACUGAGUUUCUUUUGCUACUGACAUGAUUAUCUGAUCAAAACAAGUUUAGUCACAUCAUAAUACUGAAUCCCAUAUAAUAAAACUGAGAACAGCUACAACAACCAAUGAAAUGUAACCGAAAUCGAUCAGCCUAUCAAUCAAUUAAAAUAAGUGGUCAUACAGUAUUAAUUAGGGCAAACAAAUCAGAAGUCAUGCAGCAUGAGAAAUGAAAUAGGAUGCACUGAUAAUUUAAAAAGUACAUAUAGUUAUAUUUAUUGUUAUUGUACUAAUUGUGACAAUGUAUCACUUAGAUCAUAUUGUCCAGUCCUGCUGUAGUACAUUAUUAGUGCAAUGCUGUAAUCUAUCAUAAUAAUUCAAAACAUGUUUUUAUGUACAUGCAUAUUCAUUUGAGAUGAAUAACGAAUUACCAGAAACAAUUUUUGCUGAGAGGUUUCUGGAAGCUGCACCUUCAGCCUGCAUACAUGGCAGUCUAAAAAUAAAACUACAUUUCCCCAUCAGCCGGGACAUAUGUAUUUAUUUAUUUUAUUUUAUUUAUUUUUUGAGUAAUCCUCCACCAAAGUGUCCCUGUGAUGUCAUUGCUAUGGGACAACCAGCCAGGAAGAAACACAAUCUUCCCGAUGUACCAAACGUGGACUUCCUGGCUGCUGGUGUGUAUGAUGAUCUGGAGCAGGUGUGAUGUGACUCCACUGACUGUUGCACUGUCACUUUGGAUAUAAAUAGCUUUACUGAAAGCUACGCAGGGACAGAAGGAGUCCCAUCACAACAGAGGGGGAGGGAUCACUCUGCCUGUGUGUACAUAAAGCAUACUGAUUGCGGACAGUCUCCAUAAGAGCGCAGACACACUAAGCCUACAGAUAGACAGUACAAAGGAGCCACUGGGUGCAGACAGCUUAGUUUAUACAGUUAUACAGGAAGAAGAAGCCAUUGCCUUUUGGACAUAGACACAAGCUGCACUUUUAGGACAUGGGCACGCAUGGAUCCAAGCUUCAGAAACAAGCACAGGUCCUGAUGCUGGGUCUGGACGGCUCAGGAAAGACUACCCUACUCUACAAACUGAAGUACAACGAGAGCGUAGUGACCGUGCCAACUGUGGGCUUCAAUGUGGAGACACUGGAGACAGACAGGAGCAGCCCGAGCCUGACAGUGUGGGACGUGGGGGGCCAGAGGAAGAUGAGGCCCCAUUGGAGGCAUCAUUAUACUGAUACAGCCGGACUGGUUUUUGUGGUGGACAGCUGGGAUGAAAAGCGGCUGGACGAGGCCCGCAAGGAACUUCAUAGGGUCCUGAGGUACGAGAGUCUCAGAGGAGUUCCUCUCGUGGUCCUGGCCAACAAACAGGACCUUCAGGGAGCUCUAAGCCCCGAAGUGCUUUGCCUGAAACUGGACUUGAGAAGAGUGUGUGAGGGCAGGGCCUGGUUCAUCCAGCCCUGUUCAGCCACCACCGGCAUGGGACUUGAGGAAGGUUUCAGGAGGAUAGUCUAUCUGAUGAAGACUCCACUGAAACAGACUCAGGAGGACAUUAAGGUUAAGAUGAGAGCCAAGGGCUUCAGUAUCACAGCUGUGAAACAAGUCUUGCUCUGCAGCAGAUGAUGGAUGAAUUGUUUUUUUUUUUGAAGAUUCAUUCAUACAAUGUGUAGGAUUCUUUCUCGCCUGCCUGCAAAUGGCCUCACUGUGGGAAGAUCAAAUGAGAGCAAAAGGGAUGACAUGAUCACAGUUUUAAGUGUUAAUCUCUGUGGCAAAAAGAAUGUUUACUCGAUCCUGGUAUCUUUGGACCAUGGUGAUCUGUGAGUAAUCUUGGAUUAUGAGGAUAAUUAUGAGAAAACAGCUGGUCACACGCUGAUAUGAGCUGUUUUCAAAACACAUGCAGUCUGACAAUGUACAUACUGUCCAUGGAAAACUGAGUGAUACAAACCUGUGUUUGUUUGGUCAAGUUUCUGUGGCUCAGAGAAAUGUUGUUUUCCAAUUGUGCUUUAUCCAUUUUUCUUUAUUUGUUAUGUAUUUAUUUGUAUUCCUUGGCAUACAAUAUCAAGACUUCUUGUUAUAUACUUACUAUUUCAUGCAAGCUUUAUUUAUGUAUUUGGAAUGACACUGCCAGUGUUGUCUCACAAUAUGUUGAAUUGUAAAGAUUUCCUUCAGCAACACAAACAUGACUAAAACAUAAUUGAUGUAAAGUAUACAUGCUGUUACAUUAAACACAUUAAAACAAUAACACAACUGUCAAA
Siniperca chuatsi (mandarin fish) is the source of this 2677-nucleotide messenger RNA. RefSeq names its product ADP-ribosylation factor-like protein 14. The record is from RefSeq and is a predicted model, not a curated record. Lineage: Eukaryota; Metazoa; Chordata; Actinopteri; Centrarchiformes; Sinipercidae. Bases 1422 to 2045 code for a protein of 207 amino acids. Gene Ontology annotation, biological process: intracellular protein transport; vesicle-mediated transport. Gene Ontology annotation, molecular function: GTPase activity; GTP binding. The transcript is spliced from 2 exons. Gene Ontology annotation, cellular component: cytoplasm.